GAACCGUUUCGAUAGUCACUAUAGCAAUGCUUUAUAAGAAAAAAAAAUCUCUUACUUUAUUUUAUUUAUUCAGCCAAAAAUAAACCCUUUUCCAUAUAAUAACAAUCCUUUUACAUCAUACCACACCCGUGCUAUUUGUCUUCCCCUUCUUAUUCCCAUUUCCUAUUAACUUCAUAAACCAUACCUUUUGAAAAUUGGAGAAAUUUGUUUCUUUUGAAACAUAUAAUAAUACAACUACAGGUUUCAUUGUUCCUGAAGGUAUGAAGCUGAUAAGCAUUGAUGAGAAAUGACUAAUUGGAAUAUUAAACUUCUCAAUUCCAAAUUAGAGUAGCCCAACCUUGUACGGAGCCACUAUUUAACUCAGCUUGUUCAUAAUUGGAAAUUUUUAAGGAGCGAUCUUGCUGGUACAAUUAGAAAUAGCUAUCUCCAACUAUUUCUAAUCUCUCCAAAGCUGAAAAGUGCGACCUAGAUUUCGAAGUAGUAAAAAAGAAGAUUUCAAUUGGGACAUGAGUAUCAAUCUGAUGUUGAUAGUAUGAACCAAUGCAGCAAGCAUCAAGUCUCUUCAAGUUGGCCUCACGUGAAGCUCUAGCAUACCAGGGAUCUCUUAAUUUUUCUACUUCUACAUUUGUAUAACUAAUUAAAAACUUGAUUCCAAGUCAAUUCUUUAUCAGAGUAUAGACUGACAAUUGUUCAUGCUGAUCACAAUCAUCUUUGCAACUCUCUGAUCAUGUACUUUAGUAAGUAGUGUGAUUUGUAGUUUGAAUUUAUCUCAUAGCACAAGCUAAAAUUGAUCACUUAUUAGUAGUAGUAAGCACACUAGGACUCAAUCUGAAAAUUGCUCCUAUUUUUAUAAUUACCGCACGUGUGAUAUGUAUUCCAAAUGGAAAGACAUUAUUUCUUUAUUUGUCAAAAAUAGGUAAGACACAUGGCCGAAUAUAAUUGGAUGGAGCUUUCUCGAUUUAAGCUAACUAACUGAUAGAAAGAAAAUUUGAAUAGCUUAUAAGAGACUCAACCUAUCUGUACAUAAUGUAGUGGGAAUAUAGAUAGUUUUUCUUAUGUACAUAACGUGGUUGGAAUAUGUAUUGUUUUUCUUACUUUCAUGUACUACUUUGACAUUAGGGAUCUGCAUUAUUAGUACUCCAUUAGCUAACGAAAGAGACAAGAUAAAAAAUCAUUUUAAUUGUCAAAAGUAAUUCUUCUGCAAUUCACUCUAAUUCUAUUAAGAUAUUAAUGUUUAUUAUUGUUGAAGCAUUGAGUUUUUUGCUGUUAUUUUUCUUUUUAGUUUAGUAAUUUUAUUUCUGAAAUUCAGUUAUUUAAGUUGAUAUAGAAUAGGAUUUAUUAGUAUCCUAGUUGAAGUUAGAAUAGGAUUUUAUUAGUUUCCUAGUUAGAAAUAGAAUAAGAGUAUUUUUGUCUAUUUAUAUUCUCAGAUGUGGAUGAAUAAACAAGAAGAAUAUUUUAUCCUUCAUACGACAGUUUUGUACGUUUUUUUCUUCUCUGUGGUCCGUAGAACAACAAAUGGUAUCAAAGCCAAUUUCUUGAGGGAUCUGUGAGAGAGAAGAACCCCAAAAUAACCUUGCGUAAAAGUCAAUAUUGUUAUGGCUUCCAACAAUUUUUCAAUUCCUUCACCCCCAAUUUUUUCUGGUGAGAAUUAUCCAAUUUGGGCUGUCAAGAUGAGAACAUACUUAAGAGCAUAUGAUAUGUGGGAAGUAACAGAGAUUGGAGGAGAGGUAAAUCCUUUGCCAAAUAAUCCAACUAUGGCGCAAAUUAAGAAUCACAGAGAAGAGGUUGCAAAAAACUUUAAAGCUCUCUCUUGCAUACAAUCAACACUUUCGGAAGUAAUUUUGUUAUGGCGAGUGAGACUGCAAAGAAGGUUCUGGACAAGUUGAAAGAAGAAUUUUACGGAAGUGACAAUAUUAGGCAAAUAAAAGUGAUAAAUCUGAGAAGAGAGUUUGAAAUUCCCAGAAUGAAGGAUUUAGAAACUAUUGAAGAAUUCUCCAACAAGUUGAUGAAGGUUGUAAACCAAAUCAGACUUACGGGAGAAGAGCUUACAGAUUCAAGAAUCGUGGAAAAGGUUCUUGUGAGUUUGCCGGAAAGAUUUGAAGAAAAACUUUCCUCACUUGAAGAUUCGAAAGAUCUCACAAAACUGUCACCUUCAGAACUUGUACAUGCUCUUCAAGCACAAGAGCAAAGAAGAUCCUUGAGGCUAGAAGAAGCUACUGAAAUUGCUCUUCAAGCCAAGUUCAAAGGGAAGAUGCAGAUGCAAGAGGAAGGUAAAAUCCCAGAAACUUCUACUAAUUCUAGUAGAAAUAUCAAGGCAAUUCCCGCAAUGGAGUCAAGAAGAGAGAAAACUUUCCUCCAUGCAAGUAUUGCAGAAAAACCAAUCAUAAGGAGGAUGAUUGUUGGUUUAAGGGGAAGAAAUCACCUCUCCAGUGUAGAUAUUGCAAUAAGCUUGGUCAUAUUGAAAGGUUUUGCAGAGUGAAGAAGGAGAACAACCAACAAACUCAAAAAGCCAACGUUUUGGAAGUUGAAGAAUAGGAGGAGUUUGGGUUUACGACGAUGGCAGCAGCAAGAUUGAAUGAUGAGAACACAUGGUUUCUGGACAGUGGUUGCACUCAACACAUGACCAGCAAACGAGAAUAUUUUACAAAGUUGGAAUCUGCCAAAGGUAGUGUCAAGUUGGCCGAUAAAACCAAGUUAGAAAUUGUUGGUAAAGGAACUGUUGCAAUUGAAGCUCCCAAAGGUACUAAAUUUAUUCAAGAUGUUUUAUUAGUACCUGAUCUUGACCAAAAUCUAUUGAGUGUUGGUCAAAUGCUAGAAGGAGAUUAUAUGUUACUGUUCAAAGAUAAAAAAUGUGUUGUUUUCAAAUCUAGCGGCCAAGAAGUGAUUACAGUUGAAAUGAUAAAAAGAAGUUUUCCUUUGAAUUGGAACUCAAAUUCUGAGCAAGUUUGUCGAAGUAGUCAAUGUGAGCAUGUUAUUGUGACCAGCAAGCACAAGGAUGACGAUUUUAUUUUUUAUUCUGGAAAUAUUGAAAAUUGCUGCGCUACAAUGGACGUGAAUUAAAUAUGCCUGACUUCUUGGAUCCGUUGGAUGAAUACAUGGGCGUCACAGUGGAAUCCAAUAACUCAGGAAGCUACUGCUACUGGUGAAGCUAAUGGUCUGUUGGGGCUAACUGCGUCUUUUUCUCAAGAACCUGCUGUGCCAGAAAAGAAAAUAACGUGCCUGAAAUGUUCAAUAUGGGCGAAACACUAUUGGAGAAGAACCAGAUACAUCAUCAAUCAACACCACAAGAAGAAUCUGAGACACUUUUUGAAACAGAACAAUUCAACUUUGUUGUUUCUGAUCUUGUGAAAGCCAUGUUAGAUUAUACGACUAUGGAGGAAAGAUUGGCUGCACUUAGGGCGAAUCAGAGUUCAUUAAUGUCCAACCAACAAUCUUGGCAGUCUAAGGCGCAUUUACAAGAUAUGCUGCUGUGAAGAAUCCGUACUACCUGGACAGUUUCUGCUAACUCUGUGGCUAGUACUAACUAGCUUAGUUCAAUUUUUUGAAACUCUUUGUGAACAACUUGGAGUUACCAGCAAACACCUCAAGGAGGAGUGUUGAAGCAUUGAGUUAUUUGUCAUUUUGACCCUACCCAUAUUAUUUUUCUUUUUCAGUAGGUUAGUGUCGUCAUUUCGACCCUACCCAUAUAAUUUCUAUUUUCCAGUAGGGUCGUGCAAUCAUUCCAACCCUACCCAUAUAGUUUCUCUUUUUUAGUAGGGUCGUGUCACCAUUCCAACUUUAGCCAUAUAAUUUCUCUUUUUCAGUAGAUUUGUGCUAUCAUUCCGACACUACCCAUAUAAUUUCUGUUUUGCCUGCAUUCCGACCCUACCCAUAUAAUUUCUAUUUUCCAGUAUGGUUGUACCAUCAUUCCGACCCUACCCAUAUACUUUUUCUCAAAUUUUGAUCACUUUUCAGCUGUCAAAUCUAAUAAUCUAAUGGCUUCAUCACAGUUCUGAAACCAAUUAUUCGAGCACUUUCUCUUAUGAUAGGUUCUCCCAGUCCUGCAAGCCUUUCCAUUAGUUUUGUUUUGGAUUUAGAUCGUCGGAACCCUAAUCCGGUGACCUUCGUCAGUUUUCCAGUGAGAUCUGUUUGACCCCUUUCUAUCUUUUCAGUGGUUCAGUACAAUUUCUACAGACGUUCAUCGCUGAUUUUUGUUUUAGUCCUAUGAAUAAGUUUGAACCUUUAAUGAUGAGAUCAAAAAAUCAAACAUCACUUUGUCAUGAGAUGGGCAAAGAGUCUCAUCAUUGACUACCCAAGUACAUCAUAAGAAGACUAAGCACAUUGAAAUUGAUUGUCACUUUGUCAGAGAAAAGAUACUCUUAAAAGAUAUUGUUACAAAAUUUGUGAAGUCGAGUAAUCAACGUGCAAAUAUCUUCAGCAAGUCUCUCCCCAGUCAUCAUAUUAAUUACAUAUGUAACAUGCUUGAACAUAUGACUUGUAUGCACCAGCUUGAGGGAGAGUGUUAGAAGAUGAGUGAUAAUAAAAAUAAUAUAUAGAACUUGAGGGGGAGUGUUAGAAGAUGAGUAGGAAUAAAAAUAAUAUAUAGAAUCCUACUUGAAAAAGGAUUGUAAUGUAGUGUCCUACUUGGAAAAUGAUUGAAAUGUAGUGUCUAUAAAUAGGGUCUCAAUGUAAUAAUGUAGGUACAACAAUUAAAGAAUAUUUUUCUCCUAUAUUUCUCACAAUAAUAAAAUAUUUAAUUGUUAAAUUAAAAAAACUCCUAAUAAAGUGUAAAAAGAAAUCAAUGAACUAGCAUACAUCAAUCAUUGUCUUUAGUUAAAAGAUUAAGAAACAAAGAAUAGAUUCAAUAGAUAAAAUCUACCUUGAAAUGAAAAAAAAAUUACAUUCAAUCAAAUACUGAAGAUCUUGAAAAGGAGAAAAAAAAUGAAGAGAUAAUUUAAAUAAAACAAAUUCAACAUUGGAUGAAGAGUUGAAAUGGAUAGAAAUAUAAAGCACAAUUGGAAAAAGAAAUGCGAGAAAGGAAAUAAAAAAGCACAUGCGCAACGACUUGUGAAAGAACAAACUUAGAAGUGUCUUAAGCGAUUCGAACCCACGCAAAGGCCCUGGCACGACCCUGGCACCCGUGCAUUUCGCCAACAGAGCAGAAGUCAAUGAUGUUCUAUGGUGCGAAAUAUAUUAUAUCUACAUUAUUUACUAAAAUGCAUAUGUAUAUAUAAAAUUUUAGCAGAGCAACUGGCACCCUCAUUCUCUCACAUAGAUCCGCCCCUGUAGGCAACUGAAGAAGCACUUGGAUUGGCCUAUAGCCUUGAAGAACAACAAACAAAUAAUAAGAAGUGCUAAAACAUAUGUUUUGUAGUUCAAUCAGACUGGACGAUUUCCCAUUAUUAUUUCUACACUGAUAGUCCAAAUGUAAUUAUAUUACUAACACAACAUCAAGAAAGUUCCUGAAUAGUUACAAACUACUAGUGAUAUAUAGUUGUGCUUCCACUACCUAUUGGGCUGGACUUCUAGGGCACUAAGGAAUGUGUUUUUUCUGCAUGGUUGUCAAUAAAAAGGGACAUCUUGGCCGCUGAGAACUGGAGGAAAAGAGAUGAUCAUACAUGUUAGUGGGUGCUUUGUGUAUACUGUAGGAUCCAUCCCAUGUUUCAGCUUUCUUUUAACUGCAAAGGUCAUAGGCUAACAUUAGAGUAGUCAAAUUGGCCUUUGGCAAUUUUGGCCUUUCUUGGUUAGGAAAGUCAUGUCCUUUCAUGAAGUUUUGUGGGUAGAUUUUUGCCUAUAAAAGGAGCUCUUGAGCUCUUUUGGAAAACACACCAACAAAGAGAGAAAGAAAAAUAGGGUGAGGCAUCACAGAGAGUUUAGUCUGUGAGGAAAAAUAGAGAGUGUGAGCGAUAUUGUAUUGAGAUGAAAAAAUAAAAAAAGAGAUUUCUUUUGAGUGUGUAGUAGUCACUUUGAGUAUUGUACUUGUGACUACGGUGUAAAAUUCCUUACUAAAGAGAUAUCAAUUGCUCCUCUUGGCCCGUGAUUUUUCCCUCAUUGGGUUUCCACGUAAAAAUCUUGGUGUCAUUUUCUCGCUCUUAUUGUUCUUGUUGUUUAACCGUACUACCAUUGUUGUAAUUAUUUCUCUUUAUUACCGCAAUAUUAUUAUCGUGGAGGAAUUUAUUCCAACAACUGGUAUCAGAGCGCAGGUUCUGCUUAUUCACGAAAAUAAUAUUUGCGGUUAGCGGUACUAUACUCGGUAAAAAUAAAAUGUCCGGAGUAAAGUACGAGGUAGCAAAAUUCAACGGUUAUAGCGGUUUCUCAACAUGGCAGAGGAUGAGGGAUUUGCUCAUCCAACAAGGAUUACACUAGCCACUAAGUGGCGAAUCCAAAAAAUCCGAAUCCAAAAAUUAGAGGAUUGAGAAGAAAUGAAUGAAAAAGUUGCUAGUGCAAUCAGGUUGCACUUAACAGAUGAUGUGGUCAAUAACAUCAUAGACGAAGAUGGUGCAUGUGGUAUUUGGACAAAGUUAGAAAAUCUCUACAUGUCCAAAACGUUGACAAAUAAAUUGUACCUAAAGAAGCAGUUGUACGCCCUACAUAUAGGUGAAGGUACGAAUUUCUUGUCACAUUUAAAUGUGCUUAAUGGACUGAUCACGCAGUUGUCUAACCUCGAUGUAAAGAUCGAGGAGGAAGAUAAAUCCAUCAUACUUUUGAACUCAUUGUCAUCUUCUUAUGAUACUUUGGCAACAACCAUUUUACAUGGUAAGGAUUCUAUUGAGCGGAAAGAUGUCACAUCAGCUUUUCUACUCAACAAGAAGAUGAGAAAGAAGCUUGAAAAUCAUGGGCAGGCUCUCAUCACAGAAAGUAGAGGCAGAAGUCAACAAAGGAGUUCAAAUAGCUAUGAUAGAACCGAAGGUCGUGGAAAGUCCCAAGGUCCGAUUCAAAUCAAAGCUAGAAAUUACUACAAUUGCAAUCAACCGGGUCACUUCAAAAGAGAUUGUCCAACUCGAAAAAGGGGCAAAGGUGAAAGUAGUGGCCAGAAGAAUGACGACAACACUGCAGUCACGGUGUAAAACAAUGAUGAUGUCGUUCUCUUCAUAAAUGAGGAAGAGGAGUGCAUGCACUUGGCAGGAAUAGAGUCGGAAUGGGUGGUUGACACAGCAGCAUCUUACCAUGCUACACCGGUAAGGAAUUUUUUCUGCAAAUAUGUAACGGGUGAUUUCGACACUGUGAAAAUGGGUAACUCAAGUUAUUCAAAGAUCGUGGGGAUCGGAGACAUUAGUAUCAAGACUAAUGUUGGAUGCACAUUGGUUCUAAAAGAUGUGCGUCAUGUACCCGAGUUGCAGUUGAACUUGAUCUAUGGAAUUGCCUUGGAUCGAGAUAGAAACGAGAACUAUUUUGCAAAUAAAAAAUGGAAACUCACCAAUGGAGCAUUGGUAAUUGCAAAAGGAGUUGCUCGUGGUACAUUGUACAGGACAAAUGCAGAAAUUUACCGAGAUGAAUUGAAUGCAGUUCGAGAAGAGAUUUCUGUAGAUUUGUGGCACAAAAGAAUUGGUCAUAUGAGCGAGAAAGGAUUAGAAAUCCUCGCUAAGAAAUCACUCAUCUCUUUUUCAAAAGGUACGACGGCAAAAUCAUGUGACUACUACUUAUUCAGUAAGCAGUAUAGAGUCUCAUUUCAGACAUCGUUUGAAAGAAAAUUGAAUAUACUUGAUCUGAUAUAUUCUGAUGUUUGUGGUCCAAUGGAGGUAGAAUUUAUCGGCGGUAACAAAUAUUUUGUUACUUUUAUUGAUGAUGCUUCACGAAAAUUGUGGGUUUAUAUCUUGAAAACCAAAGAUCAGGUGUUUCAAGUAUUCCAGAAGUUUUAUGUUCUGGUGGAAAAGGGGACGGGUCGAAAGCUAAAGCGCCUUCGCACUGACAAUAGAGGUGAGUACACUUCAAGGGAAAUUGAAGAGUAUUGCUCAGGUCAUGGGAUUAGAUAUGAGAAGACAGUUCCUGGAACCCCACAACACAAUGGUGUAGCUGAGCGGAUGAAUUGCACCAUUGUUGAGAAGGUGAGAAGCCUGCUCAGAACGGCUAAACUGCCUAAGUCAUUCUGGGGUGAAGCAGUUCAGGUGGCCUGCUACCUGAUCAAUCGUAGUCCAUCAGUUCCAUUGGAGAGAGUUUGGACCUACAAAGAGGUGUCAUACUCUCAUCUGAAGGUGUUCGGUUGCAGAGCUUUUGCACAUGUACCAAAGGAGCAGAGAACAAAACUAGAUGAUAAAUCAGUUCCCUGCAUAUUCAUCGGAUAUGGAGAUGAAGAAUUUAGGUACAGAUUGUGGGAUCCUGUAAAGAAGAAGGUCAUCAGAAGCAGAGAUGUAGUCUUUCGAGAAAGUGAAGUCGGAAUUGCUGAUGAUAUAUUAGAGAAGGUCAAGAAACAGAAUGGUGUAGUUCCUAAUGUUAUCACCAUUUCUUCUACUUCUAACCAUCCCAGAAGUGCAGAAAGUACAGCUAAUGAGGUUGCCGAGCAGGGGGAGCAACCUGAUGAUUAUGUCGAGCAGGGGGAGCAACCUGAUGAUGAGCAGGUGGAGUACCCUACUCAUGUAGAACAACAAUCUCAACCUUUGAGGAGGUCCGAAAGGCAAAGGGUAGAGCCAUCCAAGUACCCUUCCUCAGAGUAUGUCCUCAUCAAUGAUGAGGGGGAGCCAGAAAGUCUAAAGGAGGUAUUGGUCCAUCAAUAAAAGAACAAGUGGAUGAAAGCCAUGCAAGAAGAGAUGGAAUCUCUACAGCAAAAUGGCACGUACAAGCUGGUUGAACUUCCAAACGAUAAAAGACCACUUAAGUGCAAGUGGGUUUUUAAACUCAAGAAAGAUAGAAAUGGCAAGCUGGUUAGAUAUAAAGCUCGAUUGGUGGUAAAAGGCUUCGAACAGAAUAAAGGUAUUGAUUUUGAUGAAAUCUUCUCACCCGUUGUCAAAAUGACUUCUAUUCUCACCAUUUUGAGCUUAGCAACUAGCCUAGAUCUUGAAGUGGAGCAGUUGGAUGUGAAAACUGCAUUUCUUCACGGAGAUUUGGAAGAAGAAAUCUAUAUGGACCAGCCAGAAGGAUUUGAAGUAGCCGGAAAGAAACACAUGGUCUGUAAACUGAAUAAGAGUCUUUAUGGAUUGAAGCAGGCACCAAGGCAGUGGUACAAGAAGUUUGACUCAUUCAUGCAAAGUCAAACCUACAAAAAGACUUAUUUUGAUCCAUGUGUAUACUUUAAAAGAUUUUCGAACAACAACUUUAUUAUUCUGUUGUUGUAUGUGGAUGACAUGUUGAUUGUAGGACAAGACAAGGAGCUGAUUGCCAAGUUGAAGAAAGAUCUGUCCAAGUCAUUUGAUAUGAAGGACUUGGGCCCAGAGCAACAAAUUCUGGGGAUGAAGAUUGUUCGAGAAUGAACAAGAAGAAAGUUGUGGCUAUCUCAGGAGAAGUACAUUGAACGUGUACUCGAACGCUUCAACAUGAAGAGUGCUAAAGCUGUUAGCACACCUCUUGCUGGUCAUUUGAAGUUAAGCAAGAAAACGUGUCCUACAAGAAAGGAAGAGAAGGGAAAUAUGGCUAACGUUCCUUAUUCUUCAGCAGUCGGGAGUUUGAUGUAUGCUAUGGUGUGUACCAAACCGGAUAUUGCUUAUGCAGUUGGUGUUGUUAGCAGGUUCCUUGAAAAUCCUGGAAAAGAACACUGGGAAACAGUCAAGUGGAUACUGAGGUACCUAAGAGGAACCUUGGCUGAUUGCUUGUGUUUUGGAGGAACUAAUCCAAUCUUGAAGGGCUAUACAAACGCUGAUAUGGCAGGUGACCUUAACAACAGAAAAUCCACUAUAGGAUAUUUGUUUACAUUUUCAGGGGAGCUAUAUCAUGGCAGUCGAAGCUGCAGAAGUGUGUCGCACUCUCUACAACUGAAGCCGAGUAUAUUGCAGCUACUGAAGCUGGCAAGGAGAUGGUAUGACUGAAACGGUUUCUUCAAGAACUUGGAUUGCAUAGAAGGAGUACAUUGUCUAUUGUGACAGUCAAAGUGCAAUAAACUUAAGCAGAAACACCAUGUAUCACGCAAGAAUGAAGCAUAUCGAUGUGAGAUAUCACUGGAUUCGAGAAAAGACAGGGGACAAAUCUAUGCUGAUCAUGAAAAUCCCUACAAGUGAGAAUCCUUCGGAUAUGCUAGCCAAGGUGGUAUCACAAGACAAGUUCGAGUUGUGCAAAGAACUUGUCGGCAUGAGCUCUCUCGGAGAAGAAUGAGGAUACCUCCUUCAGGUGCAUGGGACUGGAGGGGGAGAUUUUUAGGAUCCAUCCCAUGUUUCAGCUUUGUCUUAAUUGGUUGCAAAGGUCAUAGGCUAACAUUAGAGUAGUCAAAUUGGCCUUUGGCAAAUUGACCUUUGGCAAAAUGGCCUUUGGCAAUUUUGGCCUUUCUUGGUUAGGAAGUCAUGCCCUUUCAUGAAGUUUUGUGGGUAGAUUUUUGCCUAUAAAAGGAGCUCUUGAGCUCAUUUGGAAAACAUACCAACAAAGAGAGAAAGAAAAAUAGAGCGAGGCAUCACAGAGAGUUUAGUCUGUGAGGAAAAAUAGAGUGUGAGCGAUAUUGUAGCGAGGUGAAAAAAUCAAAAGAGAGAUUUCUUUUGAGUGUGUAGUAGUCACUUUGAGUAUUGUACUUGUGACUAUGGUGUAAAAUUCCGUACUAAAGAGAUAUCAAUUGCUCCUCUUGGCCCGUGGUUUUUCCCUCAUUGGGUUUCCACGUAAAAAUCUUGGUGUCAUUUUCUCGCUCUUAUUGUUCUUGUUGUUUAACCGUAUUACCGUUGUUGUAAUUAUUUUUCUUUAUUACCGCAAUAUUAUUAUCGUGGCGGGAUUUAUUCCAACAUAUACGUGUUAGUGGGUGCUUUGCGUAUAGAUGUGCAAGUAUCUGGAUGGCCUACUGUUGCAUUUUCUGGUGUUACCUGGCUGUGUUUAAUGAAAGCUGGUCCUGAGCAUGUACAGUGGAUAAUGCUGGGUGCAGUAAAGGACCUGUUACAAAGAUGGACCUUAGAAAAAGGAAAGAAGAUGUAGGGCAUGGGAAAUAGCCCCUUUAACCCUUAUACGAUUCAUUUGGAAGGAGAGCAUGGAAAUCUUUUGAAAGAGUUGAUGAUAACUUUGUAUACUUGAGGAAUAACCUCCUGUUUUUGGUUAAUCUCCAACCAUGAGGUCUCGGACAGUUUGUAGGUUUCU
Messenger RNA from Capsicum annuum, 11175 nucleotides. Its product is annotated as retrovirus-related Pol polyprotein from transposon TNT 1-94. The transcript has 2 exons. Gene Ontology annotation, biological process: DNA integration; response to ethylene; regulation of ethylene-activated signaling pathway. Gene Ontology annotation, cellular component: endoplasmic reticulum; Golgi apparatus. The record is from RefSeq and is a predicted model, not a curated record. NCBI's taxonomy places the organism in Eukaryota, Viridiplantae, Streptophyta, Magnoliopsida, Solanales, Solanaceae. Gene Ontology annotation, molecular function: nucleic acid binding. The coding region runs from base 7092 to 8690 and encodes 532 amino acids.